This is a messenger RNA of Pteronotus mesoamericanus, 1326 nucleotides long. It is a transcript of the gene LRRC17, whose product is annotated as leucine rich repeat containing 17. Lineage: Eukaryota; Metazoa; Chordata; Mammalia; Chiroptera; Mormoopidae. Gene Ontology annotation, molecular function: protein binding. The coding region runs from base 1 to 1326 and encodes 441 amino acids. Gene Ontology annotation, cellular component: plasma membrane. The record is from RefSeq and is a predicted model, not a curated record. The transcript has 3 exons.
AUGCACGUGGUUACCAUCAUAACCCUGCUUUUCUUUUGUAAAGCCGCUGAGCUCCGCAGGACAGACCCUGGGGGUGUGAAAAACCAAACGAAUCAUGGCCAGGUGGGUGGGGGCCGGAGAGGCUUCAACCCAGUCAAACGCUCUACACCAGACCUCCCCUGCGAAGUGUACACAUAUCUUCAUGAGAAAUACUUAGAUUGUCAAGAAAGAAAACUACUUUAUGUGCUGCCUGGCUGGCCUCACGAUUUGCUGCACAUGUUGCUAGCAAGAAACAAGAUCCGCGUAUUGAAGGACAACAUGUUUUCCAAGUUUAGAAAUCUUAAAAGCUUGGAUCUGCAACAGAAUGAGAUCUCCAAAAUUGAGAGUGAGGCUUUCUUUGGUUUAAAUAAACUUACCACACUCUUACUGCAGCAUAACCGGAUCAGAGUCUUGACAGAAGAAGUGUUCAUUUAUACACCCCUCCUGAGCUACCUGCGCCUUUAUGACAACCCCUGGCACUGUACUUGUGACAUAGAAACACUUAUUUCAAUGUUGCAGAUUCCAAAGAAUCGAAAUUUGGGGAACUACGCCAAGUGCAAAAGCCCAGAAGAGCUAAAAAAUAAAAAACUGCGGCAGAUAAAAUCUGAAGAGUUAUGUGAUGAAGAAGAAAAGGAAGAAUUGGAUCCCAAAACCCAAGUGUCAGGGAGACCCCCAGUCAGGAAGCCUGAGGUGGACUCUUCUCUUUGCCACAUUUACGUGUUUCCCAUACAAACACUGGACUGCAAAAGGAAAGAGUUGAAGAAAGUUCCUAACAACAUCCCUCCAGAUAUUGUUAAACUUGACUUGUCAUAUAAUAAAAUCAACCAACUUCGACCCAAGGAGUUUGAGGAUGUUCAUAAGCUAAAGAAAUUAAACCUGAGCAGCAAUGGCAUUGAGUUCAUCGAUCCUGCUGCUUUUCUAGGACUCACAAAUUUAGAAGAGUUAGAUUUAUCAAACAACAGUCUGCAAAACUUUGACUAUGGAGUAUUUGAAGACUUGUAUUUUUUGAAACUCCUGUGGCUCAAAGAUAACCCUUGGAGAUGUGACUACAACAUCCACUACCUCUACUACUGGUUAAAGCACCAUUACAACGUCCACUAUAAUGGCCUGGAAUGCAAAAUGCCUGAAGAAUACAAAGGGUGGUCUGUGGGAAAAUAUGUUAGGAGUUACUAUGAAGAAUGCCCCAAAGACAAAUUACCAGCAUACCCUGAAACAUUUGACCAGGAUACAGAAGAUGAUGAAUGGGAAAAAAUACAUAGGGACUACACAACAAAGAAGCAAAGUGUAAGAAUCACUCUAGUGGGAUAG